ACCCGGACUACAGCAACUUCCUGAAACUCAGAAACAGGCGGCGACCGAGGGAGUUUGUCCCGGGACAGUGGGUGAGGGAGCGCCCGGAGACGGAGGCAGAGAGGGAGGGAGCGCCUGGGAGAGGUUGACCCUGGAAGGAGGGAGCGCCGGACUCGGCGGUCGGACGGACGACGCUUGCGGCCUCCUCGCAUUCUGCCAUGUCUCCGUUUCUGCGCAUCUCCUUCAGCUCUUAUGAGCUGGGCCUGACCCUGAAUGUCACCGAGAAUCAGCAGCCAUUCAUUGCUGUGAAGAUGAAGGAGGCCAUGACCACAGAACGUGGCAAGACCUUGAUCCAGAAGAAGCCGACCAUGUACCCAGAGUGGAAGUCUUCCUUCGAUGCUCACAUCUACGAGGGUCGAGUCAUCCAGAUUGUCCUGAUGGGGAGUGCAGAGGAGCCCCUGUCAGAGGUUACCGUUGGGGUCUCGGUCCUUGCUGAGCGCUGCAAGAAAGGCAAUGGGAAAGCAGAAUUCUGGCUGGACCUCCAACCCCAAGGGAAAGUGCUGAUGGCAGUGCAGUUAUUCCUGGAGGAUACAGAUUGUCACCAGGGUGUGAAGGAGGAGGAUGGAGCUGUGACUCUGAACCGCAGGAGGGGGGCCUUCAAACAGGCCAAGAUCCAUUACAUCAAGAAUCAUGAGUUCACCGCCACCUUCUUCCGACAGCCGACCUUCUGCUCUGUGUGCCGGGACUUUGUCUGGGGUCUGAACAAGCAGGGGUACCAGUGUCGCCAAUGUAAUGCUGCAAUUCAUAAGAAAUGCAUCGACAAGAUCAUUGGCCGAUGCACGGGAACAGCCACAAACAGCCGAGACACUAUGUUCCAGAAGGAGCGUUUCAAAAUCGACGUUCCACACAGGUUUAAGGUGUAUAACUACAUGAGUCCAACGUUCUGUGAUCACUGUGGCAGCUUGCUGUGGGGACUGGUCAAGCAGGGACUCAAGUGUGAAGAAUGUGCAAUGAAUGUGCACCACAAGUGUCGGGGCAAAGUGGCGAAUCUCUGUGGGAUCAACCAGAAACUGAUGGCAGAGGCACUGAACCAGAUCAGCAUGAAAUCCUCCACCCGGAAGUCUGACAGCAGCCUCCCUGACAAUUCCAACAUUGGCAUUUAUCAGCCCUACAACAACACCUCUGCAUUUGGAACCCAGAACCUUGACUACACAGACAGUAACCAGUAUGGAAAAUUGUGGGAAGAAAGUUCACCAAAACCACCCCAACGAGGACCAAGUCUGCGCGAGGAUCUGAGGAGGAAAAUGACCAUCGAGAAUUUCACUUUGCACAAAGUGCUGGGAAAAGGGAGCUUUGGAAAAGUUCUCCUCGCUGAAUUGAAGGGGAAAGGCGAAUUCUUUGCCCUGAAAGCUCUGAAGAAGGACGUGGUCCUAAUGGACGAUGACGUGGAAUGUACGAUGGUUGAGAAACGAGUGUUGGCUCUGGCCUGGGAUAAUCCAUUCCUCACUCACCUAUACUCCACCUUCCAAACCAAGGAACAUCUGUUCUUUGUGAUGGAAUAUCUGAACGGAGGCGAUCUGAUGUUCCACAUUCAGGAGAAGGGCCGAUUCGAUCUGUACAGGGCCAUGUUCUAUGGGGCGGAGAUCAUCUGUGGGCUGCAGUUCCUGCACAGCAAGGGCAUCAUUUACCGGGACCUGAAGCUGGAUAACGUCAUGUUGGACAAGGACGGGCACAUUAAAAUCGCCGACUUUGGCAUGUGUAAGGAGAAUGUGUUCGGUGACAAUCGUGCAACAACCUUCUGUGGGACCCCGGAUUACAUCGCUCCCGAGAUCCUGCUGGGGCAGAAGUACAGUUUCUCUGUGGACUGGUGGUCCUUCGGGGUGCUGUUGUAUGAGAUGUUGAUCGGCCAGUCCCCCUUCCAUGGCGAUGAUGAGGAUGAGUUGUUCGAGUCGAUCCGAGUGGACACUCCGCACUACCCGCGCUGGAUCACCAAAGAAUCCAAGGACAUUCUUGAAAAGCUCUUUGAAAGAGACCCAUCGAAGAGACUUGGCGUUUCUGGAAAUAUCAAACAGCACAACUUCUUCAAAACAGUGAACUGGACAGCUUUAGAGAAAAGGGAAUUGGAGCCUCCUUUCAAACCCAAAGUGAAGUCUCCUGGUGAUUACAGCAACUUUGACCGUGAGUUUCUGAGCGAGAAGCCCCGACUCUCUCAGGGAGACAAGAAUCUGAUUGACUCCAUGGAUCAGACAGCGUUCCUGGGGUUUUCCUAUACCAACCAAAGUAUGGAACGCAUGAUGAAGUAGUCGGAAGUGCAGAGUCUUGCUCAAGCCCUUGCCUUCCAGUUAAACUCCUAUGUCUCAGCAAACUUGAAUUGAACAAAGGCAUGAGAAUUCGGAAUAGUUUACUAUGCUAUCCAGACUUCUGUUAAUCAACUUCAUUUUUCAUUGCUAAUUUCUGCUGGCUUCCUGGUGUGUUGGUGAUUGAUCAUAUGUGCAUGCCUUUAAUCUGUAAAUGCUCUGCAGGCUGUCUCAUUGAUGGUGAAGCUGUAAACUGGGGCUUCGGUGCUAAACCCUCAGUGGAACCAGUGAAAAGGCACUGGAGCCUCCCCUGAAAGUGUUAGACAGAAAGACCGGACAUUUUUAAACUCGCCUCAUCUUGUCUUUGUACCAAUGUCUUCAAUUAAAGUGUACAUUAUUUAAA
Molecule: messenger RNA, 2679 nt
Organism: Pristis pectinata (smalltooth sawfish)
Lineage: Eukaryota; Metazoa; Chordata; Chondrichthyes; Rhinopristiformes; Pristidae
Product: protein kinase C delta type-like
Exons: 18
Coding region: 198-2282 (694 amino acids)
Biological process (GO): protein phosphorylation
Molecular function (GO): ATP binding; diacylglycerol-dependent serine/threonine kinase activity
Source: RefSeq, a predicted model, not a curated record